AUGAAAUCGACAUCAACCCUCCUUACCGGCUUUUUAGCCACCCUCUGGACAGCAGCUCCAACAUCAGCCUUUUUCCGCAUGCCCUGUCCCGGCCGUCUCGUCGACGAACGAGCUGACCCCAUCGUCAGCCCCGGAGCGAUUUCGGGACAUGUGCACUCUAUCGCUGGUGGAAACGGCUUCGGAUUCAACAUGACAUACGAAGACGCGCGUGCCUCCUCAUGCUCUUCAUGCCCCAUCAAGGCUGAUUUGUCGAAUUAUUGGGUUCCGCAUUUGUAUUAUCGUGCUCAGAACGGGACGUUUGUGGAUGUUCCUGUUUCGGGUGAUGGUGAUGGAAAUCUUGGUGGUAUUACGGUUUACUACCUUCAACGACCCGGUGCAAACAACGAUCCCCUGAAAGCCUUCCCUGAGGGCUUCCGCAUGCUCGCCGGAGACCCCUUCCGACGCAACUACACCGGCGACUUUGCCGCCCAAGGCGUCAGCUACGCGUGCCUGGAUUACAACGGCCCAGCCAAAGCCGAAACCAACGGGUUCCCGGACUACAACUGUCCCGACGGUCUACGUGCCCAGGUGUUCUUCCCAUCCUGCUGGGAUGGUGUAAACCUCGACUCUGCAGACCACAAAUCUCACGUCUCCUACCCCAUUUCGGGCGCUUAUAACGACGGUGUUUGUCCGGAUACGCAUCCCGUGCAUCUAGUUUCAAUCUUUUAUGAGAUUAUCUACCAGACAAAUCUUUUCGCGGAUCAGUGGUGGGAUACCACGCAACCUUUCGUCUGGGCUAUGGGUGAUCCUACGGGAUAUGGGUUCCAUGGUGAUUUCGUCAAUGGCUGGGACGUUGAUACCCUGCAAUAUGCGGUCGACAACUGCCUCAACGACAGCGGCUUGAUAUCCGACUGUCUUGCCGCAGACGGCUCUGAAUUCUUUGAUCUCUUCACCAAUGAAGAAUCUAAGUUUUGUACUCUACCCGCUUUUGUAGAUGAGACUAUUGGUCCCGUGGUCGAUGCCCUCCCGGGAUGCAAUCCGGUCACUUAUGGUCCUGAAGAAGCGACUCCUUCUAAAUGUAAUAGUGAUAAAACUGUGAUCAGUGAUACGGUGCUGGCGAACUACUACACUGAUGUUACGCAGAGCCUGGGUUGGGAGUAUUCCGGAUGCGCGUUCGAUAAUAUUUCGACCAGGACGUUGGAUGGCUCAAAUGAGAGCAAGGAUGAUAUGACGGUUGAGACGUGUAUCAGUUUCUGCUCUGCUGCCGGUUAUUCGUAUGCUGGAUUGGAGUAUUCGACUCAAUGCUACUGCGGAAACUCAAUCGCCGCCGCCAACGCUCCAAUCGCCGGUGUCGUGGGCGGAUGUCUCUUCCCCUGCGGCGGAAACUCGACUCAAAUGUGUGGUGGAUCAGCUGCGCUAUCGGUCUACCAUAACUGUGCCGGAAGCUCUUCAUGCGCAAAUGCCAAUAUCGGUGUGAUUGAGGGUGCUGCUUCGGUUGCUGCUUCUGCCGCGGCUGGAUCUAGUGCUACUGCCAUUGCCACUGCCACUGCUGCUGCUUCAGCUGUAUCCUCAGGUACUUCGACAGGAACCACAGCUACUGCCGUUGCUACAACUGUGGCAGCUACGUCGGCGACCGCGACUGCAGUCGCUAAUGUAGUGUCGUCAAAGACUACCUCUGUCGGCGCCACUUCCGUGCCCGCUGCUACUGCUACCGCUGUGGUUACCGGUGGCGAGGAGGUCGUUCAGGUUACUUCCACCAUUACAAAGGGUAUCACUCACUGGAAGACCGUCACGGUGACAGUGCCUGGUCCUACGGUUACCGUUACCGUCACAGUUACCGUUUAA
This is a messenger RNA of Talaromyces amestolkiae, 1824 nucleotides long. RefSeq lists its product as uncharacterized. The record is from RefSeq and is a predicted model, not a curated record. The transcript is spliced from 3 exons. The coding region runs from base 1 to 1824 and encodes 607 amino acids. NCBI's taxonomy places the organism in Eukaryota, Fungi, Ascomycota, Eurotiomycetes, Eurotiales, Trichocomaceae.